Molecule: messenger RNA, 993 nt
Organism: Cucurbitaria berberidis CBS 394.84
Lineage: Eukaryota; Fungi; Ascomycota; Dothideomycetes; Pleosporales; Cucurbitariaceae
Product: ribosomal protein L15
Exons: 2
Coding region: 1-993 (330 amino acids)
Biological process (GO): translation
Cellular component (GO): mitochondrial large ribosomal subunit
Molecular function (GO): structural constituent of ribosome
Source: RefSeq, a predicted model, not a curated record
AUGCCACCACGGCUCAGAACCAUACGAUUGGCCUCGUCGCUCCUCCCCAUAUCGCAAAGAACAGCACCCCACCGGAUUGCCGCUCCCUUCCUCGCCCCGGCACAGCAACGAUGUGCAUCCAUUCUCUCCUCGCUCUCGGACAACAAGGGCGCCUACAAUAAGAAGAUCCGCCGUGGUCGUGGUCCUGCGUCUGGCAAGGGAAAGACAGGAGGACGCGGUCAAAAGGGUCAACAUGCGCACGGCAAAGUGCCCGCGGGCUUCGAAGGUGGCCAGACGCCACAGUCGAUCACUAACCCGGACAGAGGUCGGGGGAAGUACAACCCCUUCAAGGUUGAGAUGAGUCCUAUCAAUCUAGACCGGAUACAGUCGUGGAUUGACCAGGGGCGGUUGGAUCCGAAGAAGCCUAUUACGAUGAAGGAGUUGGCAAAGAGCAGGUGUCUGCAUGGGGUCAAGCGAAAUGGCGUGAAGCUGCUGGCACGGAAUGCCGAGCAAUUGACCUCGCCCAUCCACAUAAUUGUCUCUCGCGCCUCCAACGAUGCUAUCUCGCGUAUCGAAGCCCUCGGCGGCAGCGUAACCACGCGCUUCUACUCUCCCACGGCUAUCAAGCGCGUCCUACGCGGCGACACGCACCCCGUCAUCUCGCUGCAAGCCUCGUCAGACCUCAUCUCCCUCGCGGCAACAAACCCCGCCAUUGUCUCCUCGCCCAUCCUCUCAUCCCUCCAAUCCGCCACCAAAGAUGUGAACAAGGAAGCUAUGAUUGCAGUCAUGAAGCAAGUCGGGCAAAAGUACAAGUACAGACUGCCCGACGCGACGGCGAGAAAGGAUAUCGAGUACUAUCGCGAUCCUGCGCACAGGGGAUACUUGUCGUACUUGGUCAAAGAGGGAGAGAGCCCGAGUUUGUUCUUCAAGCCGCCGGGUGAGGCCAAGGACCGGAAGAAGCAGAGCGCAAGGCGGGAUGCGGCGAAGGCUAGUGCGGAUAACAGGCUGUUUUAG